AGGCGCAGGCGCAGCCAGCCUCCUCCACCCCUCGGCAAGACGACAACCGCCGCGCAGGGAGGAGGAAGCGAAGCGCCCUCGAGAACCAAACCCCCACCGUUUCCUGCCACCGAUCUUGGGGUCAUUGCUCGGUUCGUUCUCGCCUACAAACUGAGAAUCCCUCCUCUCUUCUCUUGAUCGAUCGGUUUCUUAGGUCGGAGAAAUCCAUUAUCGAUUCGUUCUUGACGGGGGUGAAGGAAACCUCGUUGUUUUGCUGAGGAUUGUUGUGUCCAAGAAGAUUCUUGGGAGCAGUUGUUUGCUGGUUCCGAGCCGCGGGAGAAUUGUUGGUGGUUCUUGAAGGAAGGGUGGUUCUUGGUUUCUUGGGUUCGGUCGAUGCUGUGCGAUGCCGGCCGGCCUCCGCUCGGCGUCACCCGACGCCAGCGAUAUUGACGCCACCCUUGCCCUCGAGGACAUCUCCGGCGGCGGCGCGGACUGCAUCGGCUCGCUCGCCUGCGGCCGCCGUAGCAGCUUCUCGUACCGCCGCCUCCCCGAGCCGCGCCUGCGCCUCACCGUCCGCAAGCUCGACGAUUCCUGCUUCGAUGUGCAAAUCGCAAGGUCGGCUGCGGUGUGGGAGCUCAAGGCGGCUAUCGAGGACGUGUUCUUCGCCCUCUUUGACGACGCCGAGAGGACCAUUUCUUGGCAGCACGUGUGGAGUCACUUCUGCUUAUGCUUCAAGGACGAGAAACUCACGCAUGACAAGGCAACAUUGCGUGCAUUUGGUAUAAGAGAUGGUGAUGAGCUUCAUUUUGCCCAGCAUCUCUCUGUCGACUACAGCCCGUGCAAGAGUCUUUCCAAAAACCACAAGGCUGCAUCUCACAGAAGGUCAAGGACUUCGUUGGAUGAUUUCAGUUACAGGCCUAGGACUUUGUUGGAUGAGCUCAACGAAGAUGAGGGUGAGAAGUUUACUGACACGAGGCGUUCCACUAGUGUUUUAGAAGAGAUUUGUGUUUAUCAGUACAAUGAGCAAUGCAUGGAAGAAAGUCGCAAGAAGGGAAGUUUCUUUCGUGGUUGGUUCUCAUAUUCUAGAUUGAGGAGUAACAGGAAAACGCACGCAGAAGACACUGCACCAUCAUGUUGUGAGAAGAAAAAUACUCGACCGAAGCUGGGGAAGUGGUUGUCUUCAAAAAGAUUGAAGACACGGUGCAACUGAAGGAAAAAUGGAUGAUUUCUGUGAUAUAUGUCAGCUUUAUUUCACUCAAAUGAAGUUCUGAAAUGGUGUCGUUUUUCUGUCUAUUUGGACGCUUCUUCAUACGGCCAUGAUUCCUUUCAUAACUUUCAAAAGCCGUUAGCUUAGGUGAUCCUCAAAGUUCUAUGUAUAUAUAUGUAUGCUCUGACUUAUUGAUCCUUUGAAAAUUGACGAUCUUAUUAUGCAGUGCAAUGAGAGGA
Phragmites australis (common reed) is the source of this 1425-nucleotide messenger RNA. RefSeq lists its product as uncharacterized. Gene Ontology annotation, biological process: mRNA splicing, via spliceosome. The record is from RefSeq and is a predicted model, not a curated record. The transcript is spliced from 5 exons. Lineage: Eukaryota; Viridiplantae; Streptophyta; Magnoliopsida; Poales; Poaceae. Bases 383 to 1189 code for a protein of 268 amino acids. Gene Ontology annotation, cellular component: U12-type spliceosomal complex.